AUGUCUCGUCCUACUCUCAGAAAAGUACUCGCCUUGAAGCCACGGUCCGCCGUAGGCUCGGUCCGCUUCACAAAUGCCACCACCGCAGACAGACCGCAGGCGCCAAAGCCGAUCAAGGACAGCACGUCCGCCUUGGAGUACAAGAUGCACCGUCCAACUCGCGCCAUGCCCCAAGCUUCCACGCCCCGCGCUCCAUCAGCCGAGGAAGCUGUCACAAAUAUCCUCUACAACACUCCUCCGCCCUCAACCGAGCCCUACAAGAGGCAUCUGCUGAACUGCCUGGUGCAAAACGAGCCGGGAGUGCUCUCGCGCGUAUCCGGUAUUCUCGCUGGAAGAGGCUUCAACAUUGACUCCCUGGUGGUGUGUCAGACAGAGGUCCGGGAUCUCUCGCGUAUGUGUAUCGUCUUGAAGGGUCAAGACGGUGUCGUCGAGCAAGCCCGGCGACAGCUGGAAGAUAUCGUACCCGUCUGGGCGGUCCUCGACUACACGUCCACCUCGAUCGUCGAGCGCGAACUCCUCCUCGCCAAAAUCUCCAUCCUCGGCCCCGAGUACGCACAGGAGCAGCUUUCCGGCUCGUCGGGCUCGGCGACACACUCGGCGGACUUUGAUCAGGCGGUGAUGGAGCAGAACCCGGCCGACGGGGCGCACGCCUUUGCCUCGACGGAGGGUGAGCAGACGUCGACGCAGGCGGCAGAUCGGGACGAUAGGGAGCAGGCACUCGCACGGUCGUUCGAGGCGGGUGGGGGACCGGACGGAGCCGGAUCGGGCGCGAUUGGGGCGGGACGCAAGGGCAUGUCGGCGAGCGAGGCCUUGAUUGCCAAGAACCUACACCUGUCGGGUAUCAAGAUGCUCGUUGAGCAGUUUGGGGGCAAGGUGGUGGAUGUGGCGGAGAACUCGUGCGUUGUCGAGUUGACGGCGAAGAGUAGCCGGGUCGACAACUUUUUGGGGUUGAUGCGGUCGUUUGGUGUGCUUGAGGCUGCCAGGUCAGGUGUGAUGGUCCUCCCCAGAACGCCGGUUGCGAGGUACGAGGACGAGGAGGAGACCAUGGUCGCUCGGGAAGAGAUGGAUCUGAGUCUGCUUCCUCCGGGAUAG
Molecule: messenger RNA, 1092 nt
Organism: Dioszegia hungarica
Lineage: Eukaryota; Fungi; Basidiomycota; Tremellomycetes; Tremellales; Bulleribasidiaceae
Product: acetolactate synthase
Exons: 6
Coding region: 1-1092 (363 amino acids)
Biological process (GO): branched-chain amino acid biosynthetic process
Cellular component (GO): acetolactate synthase complex; mitochondrial nucleoid
Molecular function (GO): acetolactate synthase regulator activity
Source: RefSeq, a predicted model, not a curated record